Pieris macdunnoughi is the source of this 1080-nucleotide messenger RNA. NCBI's taxonomy places the organism in Eukaryota, Metazoa, Arthropoda, Insecta, Lepidoptera, Pieridae. The record is from the annotation of a GenBank genome assembly.
AUGGAAGUGGCGUUGUCAUUAUGGAUCGAAGACCGCAACCAAAAAAGGGUGCCCCUGAGUGGUCCAAUGGUCCGGGAGAAGGCAAAGCGUCUUUACGGUCAUUUUAAAGAACCUGAUGGUAGUUUUAGUGGUGAACGUACAGAUGGAGGAUUUCAAGCAUCGGAAGGUUGGUUUAAUAAAUUUAUGGUGAGACAAUCAUUGCAUAACAUCAAAAUCGUUGGAGAAGCAGCAUCUGCAGACAUUGUUGCAGCAGGACGAUAUCCAGAAGAAUUUGCAAACCUAGUAGCUGAUGGAGGGUACAAACCUGAGCAAGUAUUUAAUGCAGACGAAACUGCAAUGUUUUGGAAGAGAAUGCCAAACAAAACAUUCAUUUCUAAAAGCGAAAAGUCCGCUCCUGGAUUUAAGGCAGCAAAGGAUAGAGUUACACUGCUGCUAUGUUCUAAUGCAUCUGGAGAUUGUCUCAUUAAGCCACUGAUGCUUUACAGAUCGUUUAAUCCUCGUGCUUUAAAAAAUGAAAACAAGGACAACCUGCCAGUAUUUUGGCGUGCUAAUAAGAAAGCGUGGGUUACAAGCGCUAUUUUUUGUGACUGGUUCCGGAAUUGUUUUGUUUCUGAAGUUGAAACUUAUUUAAAAAAACAGAAUUUAGACUUUAAAGCGCUUCUAGUUUUGGACAAUGCACCAGGUCAUCCUCGCGAACUUGAAACUAUGCAUCCAAAUAUAAAAGUGACAUUUUUACCACCCAACACGACGGCUUUGCUUCAACCUAUGGACCAAGGAAUAAUCCAGGCCUUUAAGCUCUAUUACAUUAGACGAACCUUCAAAAUCAUAUUGGAUAAUAUGGAAUGUAAUUCUGAUAUGAAUGUUAUGGAUUGCUGGAAGAAAUUUGACAUAGCAAAAUGCAUCGCAAACAUAAAAGAAUCAUCGGAAGAACUGAAGCCACACACAUUGAAGUCAUGCUGGAAAAAACUGUGGCCUGCUCUGACUGCGGAAAAUGACGAAGAAUCUGUGCAAGUUCAAAUUUUGACUGCAAACAUAGCCGAAAUCGCGAAUGGAAUAGGACGAGAUGGGUUCGAACCAUAG